UAGCGAUUUCAUUUGUGAAGUAGCGCGUUUAUACAGUAACAGUAAGCAGUUAGCAACUUAGCAUCAGCUCUGUUCCAAAACCCAAUCCUGAAAUCCUCAAUUCUCACCCAAUCAAUUCAAAACCCGCCACCGAUAUCAAAAUCCGGCGAUUCCUCAAGUGAAAUUCGAAGCAGACGAUGCUCUCCUUAACCGCUUUCCCUUGCCAUCUCCUCCCCCCUCCCCAACACCGAUCCCUAACCCUAACCAGAUGCAAUCCAGAAAACGGCGCCGAUCUCAGCCCACCGCCGCAAAAAAUCCGGCCGCCGGAAUCAGUAGAAAUCCGAUUCAAACGCGGCUCGAGACGGCGGCGAAGGCAGGAGGAGGACGGCGGCGUUAAAAAAGCGGUUGAAAAGCAGCCCAAGGAUUGGGAUUCGAUGAACUUGAGUGAGAAGGCGAUGGAGCUGUACGUCGGCGAAAAAGGUCUGCUGUUUUGGCUCAACAAAUUUGCAUAUGCUUCCAUCUUCAUCGUGAUUGGUGGAUGGAUUCUCUUCCGAUUUGUGGGGCCCGCUUUGGACUUGUACCAGCUCGACGCUCCUCCAUUUAUAAUUGACUAUUUUUAA
This is a messenger RNA of Salvia hispanica, 599 nucleotides long. RefSeq lists its product as uncharacterized. Gene Ontology annotation, cellular component: chloroplast. The record is from RefSeq and is a predicted model, not a curated record. NCBI's taxonomy places the organism in Eukaryota, Viridiplantae, Streptophyta, Magnoliopsida, Lamiales, Lamiaceae.